AUGUGGUCUGAAAUUUUACUAUCGUUCUCGAUUCUUUCCAAUGGUCGAGCAAUCCUUAGUACACAGAAACCCAACGAUGGAGCAUUAACCUGUCUACAUGGCAUGAGGUUUUUGUCAGUACUUUGGGUCAUUAUGGUGCACACGUAUCUAACUAUUUUCUACAUGGCAGACAACAAAACAAUGCGAAUUGUGACAGAACGUAACUUCUUUUACCAAUCCGUGGGCAAUGCGUCUUAUUGUGUCGAUACAUUCUUCUUCAUCAGCGGUCUACUAGUGACUAUCUUAUUCUUGAGAACUGAAGACAAAAAAGCCAGUAAAAAGAUUGGUGAAAAUGCGAAACGCACCGAUCAAGACGUAAACAAGAAUAUCAACGGUUUUUCAAAUUCCGCGUUAUCGGUAUCCGUCAUAAGCCAAGAAUCCUUUUACGAAGAUAUCCUCGAUAAGCCGACGCCAAAAGGAUAUUCUCAGCAGGAAAUAUUUCGUAUGACAAAAUCAUUUCUGCUCCUUCUCCUAUAUAGAGUCGUUCGAUUAACUCCAGCGUAUGCUUUUGUUAUCGGCCUGAAUGAACUGGCUCUUCGAUACACUUACGAUAAUACUGUAUUUGAGCCUGCUAUCUUCGAUCAUAUUACUUGUGAUCAUUAUUGGUGGAGAAACUUGCUAUACAUUAAUAAUCUAUUUCCACAAAAGGAGAUGUGCAUGGUGUGGUCUUGGUAUAUGGCCAACGACACGCAGUUCUAUGUAGUCGGCAUAAUACUGUUACUAAUAUCUGUUAAACACACGAAGAUCGCAAUGGCAUCCCUGAUUUUAAUAAUGGUUAGUUCCUGGGGAACCACCAUUUAUAUUUCAGUUUGGCAUCAAUAUAAGGCUCGCAUACAAGAGCCCUUCGAAAUGUUCGAUCCCCUUUAUGACAAACCCUGGUCUCGUAUUGGUCCAUAUUUAGUAGGAAUGAUAGUGGGAUGGUACCUCCAUAAAACCAAGUGCCAAGUUCGUAUUCCAUACUGGCUAGUGGUUAUAGGAUGGCCAACGGCACUGGUUAUCAUCAGCAGCCUGAUCUUUGGCAUGACAGAUGGAUACUUUGAAGUUUGGCCUACUGCGUUUUAUAUAAGCAUCGGGCACACAGCAUGGGGAGUAGCAUUAGCAUGGGUGUCUGUUGCGUGCUGUUGCGGGUACGGAGGUCUGAUCAACUCCGCCCUUUCAUAUCGCGGCUUUCUACCUCUCAGCAGACUGACCUACUGCUCCUAUUUAGUGCAUCCCACCAUCAUGAUGUACACUGUUUUCUUAUUGGAUGGACCCCUACAUUUACAAAACUCUAUGGUUCUCGCGAUAUACGCGGGGUAUGCGGUCAUGGCGUUCUUGGCGUCAUUUGCCAUUUCCUUGGCAUUCGAAGCACCAGCGGUGCGACUGUUGAAGAUCACAGGGAAAAAAAGGAAACAAUCCACCAAU
This is a messenger RNA of Brenthis ino (lesser marbled fritillary), 1443 nucleotides long. Lineage: Eukaryota; Metazoa; Arthropoda; Insecta; Lepidoptera; Nymphalidae. The record is from the annotation of a GenBank genome assembly.